Ostreococcus tauri is the source of this 2256-nucleotide messenger RNA. Its product is annotated as unnamed product. The record is from RefSeq and is a predicted model, not a curated record. NCBI's taxonomy places the organism in Eukaryota, Viridiplantae, Chlorophyta, Mamiellophyceae, Mamiellales, Bathycoccaceae. The transcript has 2 exons. The coding region runs from base 1 to 2256 and encodes 751 amino acids. Gene Ontology annotation, molecular function: ubiquitin protein ligase activity. Gene Ontology annotation, cellular component: nucleus; HULC complex.
AUGGCGGACCCCGAGGGCGGGACCGCGCGCGCGGUGCUCGAAUUUAAGAACCGUCAGCUCGCGGGACAGUUGGAGACGCGGCGACGCGAGACGGAGGACGCCGAGCGGAGACUGUCGAGGGCGACAGGGCGGGGAGAACGGUACGAACGCGUGGUGGGGGUGGUGACGAAUGAGUGGAACUCGGCGAGGGCGGCGAUUGAGGCGCUGUGCGCGCGCGUGGGGGUGAGGGAGAGCGCGAAGGCGUCGACGGAGGACGCGAGCGGCGGCGCGGGGCACGGCGACGCGUUCAUCGCUCGGUUGUUGAAGAGCGCUGGGGAGACGCUGGUGGGCGUGGAUGGAGGUGCGGGUGGGAAGCGAAAGCGCGGUGAUGACGACGAUGCGGUGAAGGAGACGGUGGAGGAGCUCGAGGAUGGGGCGAGUACGUUUGACGACGAAGAGCGCGAGGCGCUCGUGAGGUCUCUGAGAGAUAAGGCGGACGAGACCAAGGCGCGUUUGGCGGCGGUGAUCGAUGUGAUCGACGGUAAAUUCGCGAACGAUGUGGACGCGGAGGCGAAGAAACGGAUCGAUGCGCUCGAGGCGAGUCGAAUGAAACUGAAGCGCGACUACGACGCGCUCUCGCACGCCUACUUGAGAGACUCGGGCAAGGUGAAGGAGUUACAGGGAGAGCUGGAUGAACUCGAGGUGCAGCUCGCGGUGACUCGCCGACGGCUCGCGAUCGCGAAGGCGAACGGGGGCGACGACACCGGGGAGACGAUUGAGGGUUUACCCAAGAUGGCCACCGCCGAGGACGCGCGUGCGGCGGGGGCGCAGAUCGAGGCCAAGGCGGCGGCGGGUGACAAGGGCGGCGCCGACACACCGGGUCGACCGGGCACGCCGGCGGGCGCGCAGGUCUCAUCGACCGAGCUCACUAAGCUCAAGGGGGACGUCGCCGAGCUCGAGGCGAAAGUAAAGCACAACGAGAAGACGAUUAACGAUCUAACAAAGGAAAAGACGGAUAUGGCGAUUAAGCUGCGAGCACUCGGCGACGGUCAAAACUUUGGCAGAAGCGUGGAGACAUCGCCGGCGUACGUGGCCCUGAACGCGCGAUACGAAUCGCUCAAGAUAGAAAAUGAGAAGCUCAACGAAGACUUGCGAUCGAUGCGCCGACGAAUGGACGGUUUCAUGCAGGAGUCCAUUCGUGAUCGUCAAGCUGCUGAGCGCGGCGAGGCGGCGAUCAAACGGCUGAGCUCCGCGGACGCUCGCGCCGAUGAAUUGGACGCCCGUCUCACGCACGUCGUGAAAGCUCGCGAUGAAUUGGAAGUCAGAGUUCGCGCUCUGUCCGAAAAGCAAGACACCUCUGCGGCAAAGGAGGAGCAAAUCAAGAUGCUGGACAUCGUACAGAAAGAGAACAAAGUGUUGAAGGAUGAAAACACCAGGUUCAAGGAGUCGUACGCGCUGUUCGACCAGGCGAAGAUUGACAAGGCUGCCGCCGAGGCGCGAGUCAAGUCGCUCGAGCAGUCCGCGACGGAGAAGAAGACGUCUAAGGCUGCCGACUUAGAGAAGGAAAUCACGGCGCUCAAGGAAAAGCUCGCCGCUGCAGAGGCGACCGCGGCGACCGCGAAUGCGGCCCUCGAGGAAAAGCAAGCUGAAGUAAUGGCCUUUGUCGAGGAGAUCGAAGCCAUCUCGGGCGCGUACGACGAGGCGCAAGAGCAAAGCAAUAGACUACUCGGUCGCAUCGCGAAGAGUGAAGAGGCACAGAAUAAAGCCGUGAGCGAAAAGCUUGUCGCGCAGUCAGCCGCAAAGAAGUUUGAAGACGAGUGCGAGCGCAUCAGCGAAACCGCCGCAUACUACAAACGAGAUCUCGAAAACGCCUACGCGCGAACUCAGGAGCUCGAAGGUCAACUAGCGGAGGCGACGGAGGCAUUCACGAAGAUGCAACAGGAGACGAGCAGUAACGCUGAAGUGACCGAUCGCUCCAAGGCACAGCUAAGCGCGAUGGAGAAGCAAAUCGUCGACGUGCGAGCCAAGCUCAAUUCGUCUGAGCAGACCGUCGCCACGUUGAUGCAGCGAAGUGAAAGAGAACUUGCAAGUCUCGAGGCUGAAAAGGCUGCUCGCGUCAAGGCGGAGUCGACCGCUCAGGCUUUGAAGAAGAAAUGCGAGCGUCUUGUCCGUGAGGGUGGAGCGACCGAUUUGCAGGCGGUUAAGAGUCUACUAUGGUACCGUAUCGCUAUUAAUAUUCUUUUCCUACACGUGAAACACGCGAACGACGCCGUUUGA